Messenger RNA from [Torrubiella] hemipterigena, 303 nucleotides. The record is from the annotation of a GenBank genome assembly. Lineage: Eukaryota; Fungi; Ascomycota; Sordariomycetes; Hypocreales; Clavicipitaceae.
AUGCAGUUCUCUACCACCGUUGUUACUCUUGCCGCCGUUGUUGCUGCCGCUCCCAAUGCCCAGCAGGCCGCCAAGCUUCGACAGGACAGACUCGAGCUGUUCAAGAACGAGGCUCAGAUCAUCCACACUGAUGCUGCGCAGGCUGGAUGUGACUGGGGCAAGUGCAUCACCGCCCUCGCUGGUGAGACCGCUGCCUGUGGUGCCGCAGCUGUUGAGCUUGGCGCCAAUAUCUUCGCCGACAUUGCUUGCAUUGCAUCUGUUGGAGGUGCCAUCAACAACGCUGCCUGCGCCAACUGCCCUUAA